This is a messenger RNA of Mytilus californianus (California mussel), 2276 nucleotides long. RefSeq names its product major facilitator superfamily domain-containing protein 8-like. The transcript is spliced from 15 exons. Gene Ontology annotation, molecular function: transmembrane transporter activity. The record is from RefSeq and is a predicted model, not a curated record. Gene Ontology annotation, biological process: transmembrane transport. The coding region runs from base 75 to 1700 and encodes 541 amino acids. Lineage: Eukaryota; Metazoa; Mollusca; Bivalvia; Mytilida; Mytilidae.
GAAGUGGUCAACGAUUUGACAUGGAACAGUUCAGAAAAGGGAACUAAUUAUGCCCUGCAGCCGAUUAUUAAAUCAUGAAAAACAAAAAGAAGAAACUUUGCUACACAAUUUUAGGGUUGUAUUUUUUCAUGGGUGGUGUCGAAUAUGCUUUUCAACAGAGAGAAGAAACUAAACAGCAUAUCAUUCCACCUGUGCAAUACUGCUUACCAUAUUUUAUUCUCGUAAGAACAAGAAUUUCUCUACCCAAUGUAUGUUUGUCUCCGCUGGAACUCAGCACUGCUGUUAUACUACCAACAUUAUGGCUGUACCUUGAGAACACAUUCCAUGCACAGCAAUAUUUCUUGGGAUUAAUUCUGUCUGCCUUCAGUUUAACUGCAAUGCUUUCAGGACCUAUGUUUGGCAGAUGGUCAGAUGUGACAAGGAAGCCAAAGUUUCCAAUGUUGAUUGGUGCUGUGUUUGAGAUUGCUGGUAAUACAAUGUAUUUUAUGGGCAACUCAAAAUGGUUUUUGGUGGCAAGUCGACUGAUAGCAGGUGUUGGAGCAGGAGCUGAGUCUGUGAUUUUAGCUGAGAUAUCUCGAGUGACCACUGAAGCAGAAAGAACAGGAAUAUUAUCCACAAUGAUUGCAAUUAGACAAAGUGGGCUUUUGAUAGGGCCUGGUCUUAAUGUUUUCCUUCGACUAGCCAACUUUAACAUUGGUCCAUUUAAAGUGAACAAAUACACAGACCCAGGGGCUUUCAUGGCAUGUCUAUGGGCAUUAGAAUUCUUAUUACUAGUACUGUUUUAUACUGAUUUACAUAAAAUAAAAGAGCUAGAGCUUGAACAGGAAAGAGUGAAUGAUCCAGUCAUAUCUAGUGACAAAUUAUCCAAUCAGAAUCCUCCAACCUAUGACACUGUGAUAACUGGUGCCAGAGAUAAUUAUGAUGUCAGUGCAGAUAUUGAAGGAAUCCAGUCUACCACUGAAUAUGAGAAACAGAUAUGUGAAAUAAAGACAGAAGAACCAGUCACAAAAGAAAAACUGAGCAUGGGAUUCUUUUAUAAAAUGUAUGUCAGAGAAGAAAUUGUCACAUUGCUUGGUGUGCAGUUUAUAAGUUUAUUUAGUCAAGUAUCUUUAGAGACAAUGGCAACUCCACUAUCAAAUAAACUGUUACAUUGGGGAGAAUUAGAGAACAGCGUGAUGUAUUGUUGUGCUGGCGUAGAGAUUAUACUGGUAUUUAUACUAGUACGAAUACUGAGUAAACAUUUGAAAGAUAGAACAAUGAUAUUGAUGGGAUGCUUUUUGUUGGCUAUGGCUAAUGGAUGGCUUAUGUAUGUAGUACCAAGAGCUUAUAAUGAUACCCCAGCAGAAAAUAUACCAAAGUUUGUAAUAGGAAUAGCUUUAGACAUGUUAGCACUACCAUUUUUGUUUACCUGUAGUAUGUCAUUAUAUACAAAGUUACUACCAAAAGAAAUUCAGGGAUUAAGUCAAGGCUUGAGAAGAACUACAGUAGGACUUAGUACAAUAAUUGCUCCACUAUGGGCAGGAUCCACGUUGAGAUGGCCAUAUUUAAUGUUUGGUGUGAUGCUGAGCCUCCUAGGUGUAUCUUUGGUAGAUCAAAGGUAUCCUGGUUCCCGGUACUACGUUCCAGGUAUUAGCUGUAACAUACUGAAUAUUGCGAUCGGGAACCAGUCUAGAUCAAAGGAAAUUUCUAUUAGUAAAUGAAUCAAAUGAAGAAUCUUCAUGGUUAAAUGCAUAGAAAGGAUAUUUGAAGAGAGCCAAUGAUUGACAUAAGGAGAAGCAGUUAUGAAUUUUGAAAUUGAUAUAAAGGAGAGGUCAUUCAUCACAGAAGAUUUAAUCAAAGUUUACAGUAUGUUGAGAGAAGUUCAGAACAAUCAAUUUGGUUGAAGAGGAGUUGUCAACACGUCAUCUUUGAACAAGGUCAAAUGUAUUAGAAGUGAAUCCUUAACAGAAAUGAGACAAUAAUCAAAUAAUUCAAAGACUACAUGGAUGUUAUCUGGACUAGCAUUUGUAUGACCUAAAUGUGGUAUUUUUCAUAUGAACACUUACAAGGCAGAUAAUAGUCUGUGACAAACAUUUGUAUGCAAUUAAAGACUUGAAGAACUUGUACGGUAUUCUUUAAAACGGUACAUUCUUGGUAUGAAUUGAAGAAUUUUUGCUCAUUUAAAUGAAUUAUGAAAAUGUUUUAUAUGUUUAGAAUAAACAAAAACAACAUAAAAGAUAGACAAAUUUUUAUUUUCUUUCUUGAAACUUAUAACAGAAUAAAUUGUCAUAUGCUAA